This is a messenger RNA of Seriola aureovittata, 2054 nucleotides long. RefSeq lists its product as uncharacterized. The record is from RefSeq and is a predicted model, not a curated record. The transcript is spliced from 5 exons. Lineage: Eukaryota; Metazoa; Chordata; Actinopteri; Carangiformes; Carangidae. Bases 132 to 1463 code for a protein of 443 amino acids.
CGCGCUUCGCUCCGCCUUGUAGAGAGGAAGUUGAGGGACGAUAGAAGAAGCGCUUAAGUGCUUCAGUCAACGGAUGUCUGUCAAAAAAAGAUUCACUUCAGUCUUCGGUUGCAAAUCUCAUCUGUGGUUGGAUGGACAAGCCAAUGAAAUCAAGAGGGAAAUUCUUCGUCAUUAUUCCCUUAAUCUUCAUCUGCUGCAUCAUUGUUUGGACACCCAAGACAUACAGGUCAAUCCCAACCCCACGUGGGCCUCCAAAAGCUUGCCCCUAUCACAUCUCUGAGCAGACCAUCACCCCCCUCAACAACACCAAGCACUUCCAGGUGUCGGCCUACAUGGACCAGAGAGUGAAGGGUUUGGAUAUACGCAUCAUUAGCAUAUUUAGGAGAGACUCCAUCCAACCCCUGCACUGUGUUUUCUGCUGUGCAGACUACGUAUCAAGUACAACCACUCCAGCGACCAUUUUACAACACUCGGACAACUUUGGUUUUCCCUUCGUCACGACAGAUGUCAUGUGUCGGAUCCCUACAAACUGCAACGCUACACAUGUCACCCUUCAGACUCAGCCAGGGCGCGCAACUCAAUCUGACCAGAUUUGGCUCCCCAUAAGAAACAAAAAGACCAACGGGAAGGAGGAGGAGAAGUUUCAGUUUAACUUCACAGUCUGCAUCUCCAACCUGUUUGGAGACUACAACAAUGUGCUUCAGUUUGCACAGACUCUGGAGAUGUACAGGUUGCUGGGUGUGGACAGAGUGGUGAUCUAUAACACCAGCUGUGGCCCAGACCUGGACCGCCUGUUGCAGAGCUACAGCCAGGAGGGCUUUGUGGAGAUGGUCCCCUGGCCGAUCAACGAGUAUCUGACUCCAUCAACCGGCUGGCUCUUCUCAAAGUAUGGAGGGGACGUGCACUAUUUUGGCCAGUUAACCACACUGAACGAGUGCAUUUACAGAUCCAUGACCCGGUCACGCUACGUCCUGUUGAACGACAUUGAUGAGAUUAUAAUGCCAUACCAACACAACAACCUGAUGUCUCUGAUGAACGUGCUCCAACAGCAGAAACCGAACGCUGGGGUGUUCCUCAUAGAGAACCACAUCUUUCCCAAGACACCCUUUGAGAAAAGUAAAAAGCUUCCCCUGCCUCAAUGGAAAGGGGUGCCAGGCUUUAAUAUUCUGGAGCACAUCUACAGGGAGGAGGUGGACAGAAGCGUAUACCACCCCCACAAGAUGAUAGUCCAGCCAAGGGCGGUGGAGCAGACCUCAGUGCAUGAAGUGCUCAAGAUGUUUGGAGAGAAGUUCAAGGUGCCGCCGGAGGUCUGUCGGAUCAUUCACUGCCCACUCAGAACCCCGGUACAACGGCCGGUGGAGCGGCUCCACGUGGACACCCGGCUGUGGGACUUCAAAGACAAACUAUUGCCCAAUGUGACCAAGGCGCUGAGGAGAGCCAGGCUGCUGAGUUCAGAGGGGUAGAGCUGACAGAUAUGGAGGGAUGAACAGGCUGAUUCUGGCCAUGGACGUACACUCUCACCAGCAGCAGGUACAGUCCAGACAGAAAAAAGGAAGGAGCUGUUUUAUUGCUACUAUGUGACUUAUUUUGAAGUACUGUUUCUCAUUUCCUAGUGAAUAACGGCAGCACAGCAUUAGCAACUUCACUCUACGCAGUAAGUAGCCUAACAAUGCUGGCUCUAUCGGUCAUGUGACCCUCGCCUUGGCGUAACAUUUGAUGUAGGGUGGAAAAUGUGAUUUUUGGAUUUGCAGUCCACAUGUUUCUGUAUACAGUAAUUGUUGAAUUAUUCAGUAGGCUAUCUGCUGAUUAUUAUGUGGUUCACCAAUAGUGUGAGAUCAUGCGUUUAGCACUCUUUACCAACAGCACAAGCCUAUGGUUUUCUGAUAAUAAUGUCAUUAUAUGUUACUUGUCUUCAUUGCUUAUAUCUGCUUUGACACAUCAGCAUAAACAUCUUGUAGCUGCCUGAGGAAAAGGCUUGAAAUGCAUUUUUUUAUGCGUACCUUGUGCCAUUAAGUGUCUUAGCAUAUUAAAUUAUAUAUAUUUUUUGCAUUCAA